GUACUUCCUGCUUUCUAGGUGAGGUGGUUUGUUAUUGAAGCGGAGCAACUUUAAAUGUGAUUGGAAAUGUUGACGGUCGGUUGAAGUCGAAAAAUGAAGGACGUAACCACACUGUGAACAAGCAACAGAUUAAAACAAUUUUCGAGAUGUCAGGAGCCAAUGAGCACAACAGGAAGCGUCGCCCCCACAGAAUGUACUUGAUCUCGACCGACCUGAGGGUCCAGGACGAGCUGGAAGGUACCAUUCGGCUGGUACGGGGGUACCUCUGCCAGGAGCUGGACUCGAGAGGGGACCACCCCUGGGUCAAGGUUUUGGACAGCAGUAUCAUGUGCAGAGUAGAGAAGAGGUAUCUGCUCGAAAUCUCGAAUGACGUCGCUGACCUGCUGGAGCCUGUGAGGGAUCCAGAAGCUCGACUGAAACUUCUAAACAAUGGGACUCUGCAGCAGUUACCCUCUUUACCUCUGAAUGCUCCGCUGUGGGUCCAGAUGGGCGAACAGGGCGAGCUCGCAGAGGCUGAGCUGAAGUACGUGGGGCCGCUCACCGGAGGCAGCAGCGCCGUGUAUUUCGGGGUGGAGCUCAUGGGAUCCGCAGUCGGUCGAGGACAGAGCAACGGUUCUUACAAAGGUCAUCGUCUUUUCCACUGCCCCGAGGCCUGUGGCCUCUUCGUCCCCGCCAGUCACAUUACCCCCCGCCAGUGGUCCCGCGGCAACGCCUCGGACGGACAGGAGCGAGCGCGCGGCCGGGAUCACCACCGGGCAAGCAGUGGUCCCCAAAGCAACGGCCACCAUGGCAACAUCGACCGUCCAAGCCAUCAUCCUCAUCAUCCUCCGCAGCAGCAGCAUAGCCGUCGCAUCAGUUUCCACCAACAUCACCGGCCGAGCAGCCCGACUCCGACGCACGGCUUGCUGUCGCGGACCACCGAGUCGGCAUCCGCCUCCGCUCACGGCCGAGGCCCUGCCCUGUCGCCCCCGCUGUUCCAGACCGGCCAGCGGGUGUGCUUUCAGGUCAAGGACGCCGUGCAUGCCGGAGAAGUGCAGUUCUGUGGUGUCCUGUCCGGCCGAUCCUCGCCGGGAACGUACGUCGGAGUUGUUGCGGACGCUCCUGUUGGCAACUGGGAUGGGUUUUACAAAGGAGUGAGGCUCUGCCACAUUCCUUCGCCCCUCUAUGGCCUGUUACUGCCCGUCGGUAAGGUGUCCUCAGAACAGAAAUCCCACCGUCACAACCCUCUUUUCCUCCCAACUCCCAAAUCCAUCCUGAAGCCGACGCUGCCCCCCCUCCCGAAACCUGCCCCCACGUCGCCGACGGCGUCCUCCCCGAAGACGGCCCUGAUGCCCCCUGUCAGGCACGGACCCAAGCCGCCGCCGCCGCCCCCUCCGAAACCCAACCUCAAGCUGCUGCCGCCUCCUCCCCUCCCCCCUCCCCCCGUCCCUCCCCCCAAACCCCAGAGCUCAGCUCUGCCUCCUGCCGCCGAGCCGCCGCCGCAGCACGCCAACGGCACGCACAGCCCGCCCUCGGCUCUGUGGUCUCCGCACAACGGGGACGAAGCGGCGGUGGACGGAGAGGCGGGGCCAGGGGAGGAGCUGGAGGUGGGCUCCAUGGUGGAGGUGAACGACCCGCCGCUCUUCGGGGUGAUCCGCUGGAUCGGACAGAUAAACGGCGUGCCAGAGACGGUGGCGGGAAUCGAACUGGACCACGAGCUGUCUGCAGGAACAGACGGCAGUUACCUCGGCGAGCGUCACUUCCGCUGCCCGCCCAACAAGGGCCUGUUCGUCAAGCUUCGCAACUGCAGACGCGACUCCCGCUUUCCCGCCCCCGAGACGCCCGUCAAUCAAGUGGAGCGCUGCAACUCUAUAUGCUUCGCGGACUGGGGCAGCGAGCGUGUGGAGGAGCACACGCCUCCCGUGGAGGGGGACGAGGCCAGAGAGCUGUAUGACGGCUGGAAAAGAGGCAUCCAGGGUCACCUCAACUCCUGCUACCUGGACGCCACGCUGUUCAGCCUCUUCUCCUGCUGCAGCUCAGCUGACUGGGUGUUAUUCUGGCCUGCUGAUACUGAAACUGAACAAAGCUCCAGUCAGGCUCAAGACCUGCUGCGCUGUGAGAUUGUAAACCCCCUACGAAGGUAUGGCUAUGUGUGUGCCAGUAAGACCAUGGCCUUGAGACGACUGCUGGAGGCCGCCAACACCAACGCCGGCUUCACCAACCAGGAGAAAGAUCCUGAAGAGUUCCUCAACAAGCUUUUCCAGCUCCUCCGAGUCGAGCCGCUCCUCAAGAUCAGAUCCAUGACUCAGGAGCCUCAGGAGUGUCACCUCUACCAGCUCUUCCCACCGGCCCUCCCGUCCUCCCCCUCCUCCCCCUCCCCCGUCUCCCCGGUCGGCUCCCCCAUCCCCCUGUCCUUGCCGGCGUCCGGUCGGAUGCGGGUCGCCACCGUGCAGAGCCUGCUGGAAGCCUCCUUCCUUCACUCCGGCCUCAAGUUUGUCGAGGCUCCCUCCUGCCUCUUACUGCUCAUGCCAAGAUUUGGGAAGGAGUUCAAAAUGUUUGACGCCAUUUUGCCCUCCCUGAGCCUGGACAUCACCGACCUGCUGGACGACAGUUUGAGGCAGUGCAGCAUCUGUCAGGCUGUGGCAGAGUGGGAGUGUCUGCAGUGUUAUGAAGAUCGAGACAUCACUCCUGGGCAUCUUAAGCAGUAUUGCGAGACUUGUAAAACACAGGUCCACACUCAUAAGAAGCGUGCGUCCCACAGCCCAGUGAAGAUCAGCGUUCCUGACCCGGCGUGGACGGGUCCCCUGCAUUGUGCCCGCCAGCAGAUGUCUCUGUUCGCUGUGACGUGCAUCGAAACCAGCCACUACGUGAGCUUCGUCAAGCACGGGCCCCUCGCCUCUGACUGGCUGUUUUUUGACAGCAUGGCCGACCGUGAAGGUGGAGAGAACGGCUUCAACAUCCCGCACGUGAAGGCCUGUCCGGAAGUGGGCCGCUACCUCAGCUUGUCGGAGGACGAGCUGAGCAGAGUGGACGCCGCGUCCUUGCGGGAGUCCACCCGCCGCCUGCUGUGCGACUCCUACAUGUGUCUGUACCACAGCCCCGAGCUCAGUCUUUACAAGUGACGUGGAGCCAAACGCAGCUUGUUGAAACUUAAAUGUAACACCAACAACGCUUCCUCAGGCUCACCGUCUCCUGCACUCGCAAAAUAUGACCAGCCUAUUUUUAAUCACUUUGAAAAGAAUAUUUGAAUAUGAACUAAAACUGAAGUCUCAUGAUUGAAAAAGUAUUCAACUUCUGGUGCCAUGUUUACAUUGAACAGGGAAAUGCAGUUUUUGUGUCAUGAAAUCCAUUGAGAAAACUCUGCAAUUCCAUAGCUUAAGCGCCGCUCAGCUAAACAGAAGUGAAAAAUGCAUCCAAGGGCUUUUUGUUUGUUUGUUUGUUUGUUUUUUUCCUGGCUCUGUGUUGAUUUCAUCUGAGGUGUCUUUUGUUAUGUAAUUUUGUGUUUAAACACGAGAUUGUAGUGCUCUCAUGACUUAGGCUGCCAGAAAGCAAUAUUCAAUGUGUUUUGUUUUUCCAACAUGAUCUCUAACUUGCACCGAGUUACAAAUUUGUAGUAGUUUUAAUAUUCCAGUUUCUCUAGUUAAAUACUGUUGCAGUUACUCUAUAAAUGAGUUUAACAAAGUGAAUAAAAGUCCGUAUCCAUAUGUUGACACAGCUUAGCUGAGACUCGGAUAACUGUGAUAUAAAAAAAGACAGCAACAUUUGCACAAGAACACUUGCACACAACUUAUGUGCCUUAAGAACAAAUGUGCGCAGCUGUAGCUUGGUGAUAGAAAGAGGAGCGCUAUGCAAUCGUGAAUCUGCAGGUAAAUGACUUCAUUUGUGGGCUUUUCCUGUGGCUUACUGAUGCUCUUGCACUGUACACGAACCACUGUGCCUGUAACAUGUAACACAUGUACAAUUUACUCUGUAAUUUGCACUUCUUCAUUUGUAUAUCAGUUAUGUGUGUAUAUAAUAUUGAUGAACUGACAUUGAAUAUUAAACAUUUGAAAUCUGAAGUUUUUCUUACAAAUUGUUUAAAGAGGAUCCAUCAACAAGAAAAAGGAUCCAAGUUCUCUGUUAUUAAAAGCUUUGAUAUUCUUUGAA
Molecule: messenger RNA, 4125 nt
Organism: Salarias fasciatus (jewelled blenny)
Lineage: Eukaryota; Metazoa; Chordata; Actinopteri; Blenniiformes; Blenniidae
Gene: cyld3
Product: cylindromatosis (turban tumor syndrome) 3
Exons: 17
Coding region: 147-3101 (984 amino acids)
Biological process (GO): protein deubiquitination
Molecular function (GO): cysteine-type deubiquitinase activity
Source: RefSeq, a predicted model, not a curated record